This is a messenger RNA of Staurois parvus, 340 nucleotides long. Lineage: Eukaryota; Metazoa; Chordata; Amphibia; Anura; Ranidae. The record is from the annotation of a GenBank genome assembly.
UCAUCAGGGCACUGAUCAUCAGUGUGCCCUGAUGAUCAGUGAAGCCCCAGCAGUGCCACCUGUCAGCGCCCAUCAAUGCCACAUCAAUGCCACAUAUCAGUGCCUACCAGUGCACAUCAAUGCCACAUAUCAGUGCCCAUCUGAGCUUCCUUUCAGUGUCACCUAUCAGUGCCAGUCCGUGCCACCCAUCAGUGCUGCCAAUCAAUGCCACCUAUCAGUGCCAUGCACAUCAGUGCUACCUAUCGGUGCCCAUCAGUGCAGCCUAUCAGUGCCCAUCACUGCAGCCUCAUUAGCGCACAUCAGUGAAGGAGAAAAAUCACUUAUUUACAAAAUGUUAAAA